AUGGCUGCUAUGAAUGGAAUUCCAACUGCUAUGUUUUACCUAGGAGAUAUUUAUUAUAAUGGCAAAUACAAUGUUGAAAUAGAUAAAGACCAAGCAAUAUCUUAUUAUAAAGAAGCUGCAAAAAAUGAUAAAUUAAAAAUUAACAAAAAAUAUAAUAAUAAAACUGCAUAA
Entrophospora candida is the source of this 171-nucleotide messenger RNA. NCBI's taxonomy places the organism in Eukaryota, Fungi, Glomeromycota, Glomeromycetes, Entrophosporales, Entrophosporaceae. The record is from the annotation of a GenBank genome assembly.